CCCCUCUUCCCUUUUCCUUAAUGAAAACAGUCUGCAUUACACUGAGUUAGGAGACAGGCUAUCUCAGCAGUGGAGUCUGCAGGAAAUUACAAGCUUGGGACAUAACAAUACUGAACCUCCACAGAAAAAUGGGCCACAUUUUGACCUUAUGUAUAUUCCUGUUCUUAACGUAUUCUGUAUCACUGGCUCGAUACACCACUGAACCUGAGUAUGGAAGUGGAGAAGGAGAUGGGACAGCGGUUAUUUCCAAUACUCAGAGCUCUGACAUUGUUGGAUCUACUACAGAGAACUCUGUGAAGAAUGUAAAUGGCACAACCACUUCCUUAAAUGUCUUGGAAAAUAUAAAACAGUUUUUUAAGGAGUACUUGCUGCUUGUAAUUGUGGUAGGUUCUCUGGUUGCCCUGCUUAUAUUUAUAAUGUGUGCUGCAGUGAUUAUGAGUCACAGACACAAAGCAUCUGCUUAUUAUCCUUCAUCUUUUGCACCAAAAGAGUAUGUAAACCAUGAUGACAAAAAUGGAGGUCCUAGAGCUUUUAAUGAGAUUCCUGAGAAACCCCACGAUGAAAAGGUUGAAGAAGUGGUAAGUUCAAGCAACCAGCUACAAGCCGAUAUCCUUAAUGCCACUCAAAACCUUAAGUCUCCAACCAAGGGUUGUAGUAUUAAGGAGCAAAAAAAUUGUGAAGGAUCUCAAAAGACUUGCAAUCUUUCCCAUAAAGAAAAUCCUCAGGAAGCCACUAGUGAAAAGUCCCCAGAGAGUUCCAAACCUCAAGAAGAAACUCAAGGCAACAAAGUGGAGGAGGCCCCAACUGGUUCACCAGAAGAAGCUAAGCCUAUAGAUAAUACUCAGGAGGCUCCGGCUGAACCAAUAGAAGAAACUAAACCCACAAGUGAUUCUCAGGAGGUUGUAGCUGAUCCUACACAAGAAGCUCUACCUGCAGGUGAAUCUCAGGAAGCCCCAGCUGAAGCAAAAGCAGAUGUCCCAAGUCCCCCAGAAGAAGCAAGUGGAAAAGAAGACGCGAAUCCCACUCCAGCUGAAUGUGGAACAGCAACCAACAAUCCUUGUGAAAGUCAAGAAUCACAGCAGGCUCCAGACACACAACCAUGUGGAGUUUAAUGCAGUAUGAUAGUAUUAUUAUAAAGACAAGGGAACUGUUGUGCAUCUGGCUUAUAACAGCAGAUAAUUAUCCUUGAAGUCAGGAAUAAUUUUCAUGAUCUAAAAUGGCACUGGGAAGUAAACUGUGGUGCUUAUGUUUUACAAACUAUUGGAAGGCAAUAUCAGUGAUAGUUCUGGUUUUACAUUGUGAGAUCUUUCUUCUUCUUCUAAAGUGGGCAACAAAACUGAUAUGCUAAUGCAAUGUAGUUCCUAUUGCCAAUACAGAAGCAUGUACAACUGUAAAUGUAUAUGUCCUUUAAACAGAAGAUAUGUUGCAAACUAUUUGUUCCCAGUAUUACACCUAUUUAUGGUUGUUUGCAUUCAUGUUCCAUGCUUCUAGUACUCCAGAAGCAGGCACUGUAAAGAACUUAAUUUAAUUUAAAAGGGUUAUAUAAAGCUGAAAAGCUGUAACAUAUUAAAAAGGAAGCAGGUGUCCAAUGUUAACUUAUGACAGCACAUUUUUGGUAAAAAAAAAAA
Molecule: messenger RNA, 1628 nt
Organism: Rana temporaria (common frog)
Lineage: Eukaryota; Metazoa; Chordata; Amphibia; Anura; Ranidae
Gene: TMEM119
Product: transmembrane protein 119
Exons: 2
Coding region: 129-1112 (327 amino acids)
Biological process (GO): positive regulation of osteoblast differentiation; ossification; positive regulation of osteoblast proliferation
Cellular component (GO): plasma membrane
Source: RefSeq, a predicted model, not a curated record